Molecule: messenger RNA, 795 nt
Organism: Mollisia scopiformis
Lineage: Eukaryota; Fungi; Ascomycota; Leotiomycetes; Helotiales; Mollisiaceae
Product: glycoside hydrolase family 61 protein-like protein
Exons: 4
Coding region: 1-795 (264 amino acids)
Source: RefSeq, a predicted model, not a curated record
AUGAUCCAAGUGUUCGUGUUUGUCGCGAUACUUCUGGGCUUGGUUUCAGCUCAUGGAGGAACAUCCAACUACACGGUGGAUUGUAUCUGGUACAGGGGCUACUCACCGGACACACCAGCAGCAAAUCAGGACGGCCAGCCAUGGCUUGUAGGGAGGAAAUGGAUCACAAUAGACCCCAUCUUCCAACCAGACAAUAUGUCCUUACCAUGCAACUACCCUGGUGAUCCAGCACCUUCUUCGAUUCCCAUCACUGCUGGCGACAACAUCACAGCAGUAUAUUACUACUGGCUCCACACAGUCGGUCCCAUGGUCUUGUGGAUGACAGACUGCGGCGAUUCGUGCUCAACACUCAAUCUUACCACUGCGAAUUGGUUCAAGAUCGCAGAACGAGGCUUGAUAUCGGGUACGAUACAGACAGGAAUGUGGGGACAGAGAGAAUUCCAGAAUUGGGACGGAACUCCCAAUUUGUGGACCGAAACGAUUCCGCAGGAUUUGAAGCCUGGAGAGUACAUCAUCCGGCAUGAGAUAAUUGCGUUGCAUAUCGCGAAUAGGCCACAAUUCUAUCCCGAGUGUGCGCAUUUGGUGGUGACUGGAAAUGGGACUGCACUUCCGGAAAAGGAGUAUUAUGCCAAAAUCCCAGGCGUUUGGAGCAUGGAUCAACCCGAGAUCAACAUCGACGUGUAUGCGGCCAACGUCAGCAACCUCACGACAUAUACGAUCCCUGGCCCACCAGUUUGGUUAGGUGCAAAGAGAAGCGGCGUGGAUAGAGUUCUGGACGGAUUCAAAGGUCCUUGA